AUGGAGUUGACCUUCGUCAAUCAGUAUGAUGACACGGCACCGAAACGACGGAGACUGGCAAAAGCUUGCGAGUCGUGCAGGAACAGGAAGGUGUGGGCGGCAGUUACCAUCUCGGAAUCUUCAUCGGCUUACGUAUUCUCAGAAACGAUGUGUCCAUUUCGCUGGAGCUACAGUCCAGGAUAAAGCUGGAACACAAAGUGCCACCGAGGAUGCGCAGCCCAAUGGAACCGCCAAGUCAUCCAAGGCCGGUGGAUCCAGGGUCUUCAUUAGUGAUAUGGUUCCAGAGUCAACAUUUCUGCAGCGCUCAACUCCAAAGCCCGAGGGAGAGAAUAGGCAGCCGAACGAUGAUAUUGGCAUCUGGAUAGAAAGGCGCGAGUGGGAGGCGCUGGUCCGUCAGAAGAAUGCUGCCAGCGAAGAGACGGCUACUGCAAUCGUCAGUCAACGGCCUCACUCUGCUGUACUCGGCCCGCUUAGCAACAUCUUUUUCCGGAAGAUACAUCCUCUGCUACCAUUACUAGAUGAAGAUGAAUUCCGAAAGGAUCAUGCACGCGGGGCCGUACCUGAACCUCUACUUCACGCCGUGUGCGUAGUCGCUGCGAAAGACCCGGAGGCAGGACCGCAUCUGCUACUGAACGAAUCUUCGACUCCCUUGGCACCGCGAGAAUUCUGCAGUAGGUUGUACGCCUCAAUCAUGAAUGCCGUACGGACUCCCGCCCGGUUUGAGAAGAUAACGCUGGUAAGACUUCUUGCGCUUGCUUCCCUCCAUGUCGAAGGUCAGGAUGGUGCUGAAGAGGCCACUAUGUGUCUUGUGCAAGCCAUGCAUUACACCCAAACCUUGGGAUGGCAUCUUGGACAGCAAUCUGGGGUUGCUUCAGGUGACGAUCUCACAACCAAGCGAUUGUUCUGGUGCCUCUGGAGCUUAGACAGGCUCAACAGUUGUAUCUAUGGUCGACCCAUUAUGAUGAGCGAUAUCGAUGUUGCAAUCGAACCAUUCGAGCCUGGCGAGAGUGGCUUUCCUGCGUUUGAAGUCUGGCUGGCUCUUUCUCGGCUACUCAACAAGGUCAUCGGGUUCUAUCGCCCUGGCACAGAUAUCAAUGUGACAGGGUGGGAGCACGAGUUUCCGAGCUUCGAAGAUGUCGUUGACGAAGGCAAAGGCUGGGAUCAGCCGCACAGCUCGCUAAUGACGCUGCACCUAUACUACCUGCUCGUGGCAGUCUUGUCGCAUCGCUCUCGUGGUGUCAAAUACAUGCCUCGAGCGACACCAAGUUACGUGCGACAGUCACUGGCCUCAAUCGAGCUUCACCGCCUGAUGAGCUCACAUAACUUCAAGUCUUUGCACCCGUUGCCGAUAUUGCCCUAUGCCAUCUCACUGGCGCUCUCCGUUUCUUACCAGCAUCUUCGACAGGCACGAUUGAUGCAUCAGCAAGAAGAUGCACGGCAGGACUUUGGCAUUGGCUGUGAAGUGCUCCAGAAGCUGCGCCGGACUUGGUCUUCGGCAGAUGUCAUCGCAACUAUUGCGAGAAAGGUGCUGGCGGAGCUCAACAAAGCCACCGACCUGUCCACCUUCCGGGUCAACAGAUUCAGUGGAGGCCCAAGCAGUCCGGGCAUCUGCACAGCAUCUUUGACGAAGCCUCACACCAUCAUAGACACAGGAUCGGAGGAUGAGGCAGCCGAAGGCAGUGUCAACGGGGAUCACGCAGGAGCGAGUGUCCAGCUAGAUGCUCCUACGCCAGACUGGUCCGGGCUGUUUGAAGGAAUGGACGACAUAUUUGGCACCUUUAUGGAUCCCAAUUAUCCCGUAAAUCUCGACGACUUCUCUUUUGUCGAGGAUCCAAGUCCCGUCGAUUGGAACGCGGCGCCAUCAUCUUGA
Molecule: messenger RNA, 1870 nt
Organism: Lecanosticta acicola
Lineage: Eukaryota; Fungi; Ascomycota; Dothideomycetes; Mycosphaerellales; Mycosphaerellaceae
Source: the annotation of a GenBank genome assembly